AUGAAAGGAGGUCAAACCGAGAAGAAAUUAAAUAUCGAGCAAGAGGACAAUCCAUUUCUUCGAAGCGAUGUAAGCAUCUCCAAAUUCACACGAAAACCUGGUGUAUCAGGUGGCGCAUCACAAUCCAAGCCGAAAUCUGUUAAACUUCAAAGCAAGAUAUCAUUAUUGCAAAAAGAUGGUAAAAAUGAAAUAAAAUUGGAUCGAACGCCGCCUUCGUCCAGGAAAGCUCCAACCUCACCGACUCAGAGAUCCCAGUCACUGCAAGUCAAUCGAGUUGGCUAUCAGAGAUCGCAAUUGAGUCCUCAGCCAUCAAAACGUCAAAGAACGUCACAACGAAUCGUUACAUCACAAUCUCUAGCAAAGGAAGAAAGCCGGUUAUGGAAUCCAUUAGUAACAGGGGAAACUUCAAGACGUGUCAUCACUCGGAUCUCGAAAAAUAAACGCCAAAUAGAAAGUGACUGGAAGGAGUCUUCUCGUUUACAACUACGGCGGCAGAAAGAGGAUCAACGACGGCAAAAAGAAUUCAUUGAUGACUUUCGAAAGUAUUUGGAAACUAACAAAUCCAACAAAGUGGUGCUUUAUUGUACAUGUCCCGAGAAAAAAGCUGACAGAUUUCGGCGCUUUCUCAAGUCGAUAGAUCGUUUCUUCAAAAAGGCCGGUCGUUUCACAUGGAUUGCUUGUUGUCCACCAUUACCUUCAUAUCAAGUCAACAAGGCUGCUUUCUGGCCACCGGAACGCUUUUACAUCUUUUUUCGUGAUCCAAUGCAGCCCGGUUUGGUCGAUCCGUUGAAAGCUGAAAUGAUAAUUCGAAAAGCAAACAAAAACUGUCUUGGAAAUAAGUAUCGCAUAGCUCCCGAUCAUGCUUGUUGCAAGGAAAAAUUGAACGUCGAGGGGUUCAUCGUGGAGACAGUAUACGAAAAUCAUCUUGGUUGUGCAAUGGUCCACAUGCAUUCAUCAGCAUCUAGUCGCUGUCCACUCACCAUUUUGUAUGCUCAUUCGAACGGGGAGGAUUUGUACGAUAUUCUCUACUCGGCUCCCGAUCUUCUUGAUAUGGCAGCAUAUUUUGAAUGCGAUGUGGUGACGUUUGAUUACAGCGGUUAUGGGAUCAGCUCUGGCCGAGCAGACGAAGAUCAUUUAUACACGGAUGUGGAGGCUGUGUACCUGCAUGUAAUCGAGAAGCUGAAAGUGCCGUCGGAUCGAAUAAUUCUCCUUGGCUACAGUAUUGGCACUGCAGCGAUCGUACAUUUGGCAAGAAAAUGUGGAGAAAAAUAUCCGCCAGCGGGUGUCGUGUUGCUAGCGCCAAUGUGUACGGUAUUCAGUGUUGUGUGUGGAUGUUGCUCUCCGAAAUGUGAGCACGCAAUCCGCGCCGACCGAUACAACAAUUUCGCCAAGAUUUCGUCAAUAACUGCUCCAGUGUUGAUCAUUCAUGGUGAGAAAGACACCGUCGUUCCCGUUGGACACGGCAGAAAGCUUCAUCGAAAGAUUGCUGAAAAUAGUCAACGUCCAGGAGUGGAGCCGUUGUGGAUUCCCGAUGGAAAGCAUAAUCAACUAACCAAUCACUUUCCACUCUGGGAGCGAGUCAAAAUAUUUCUCAAAAGGGAGAUCAUCCAACCGAAAUCAAGAAUCACUCCGAAAACCUCAUUGACACAGCCAUUGUCUUCUGUGAAGACCGAACAAACGAAACCACGU
This is a messenger RNA of Mesorhabditis belari, 1689 nucleotides long. NCBI's taxonomy places the organism in Eukaryota, Metazoa, Nematoda, Chromadorea, Rhabditida, Rhabditidae. The record is from the annotation of a GenBank genome assembly.